AUGAGUCUCGGCCCGCAAUGCUGGCGUUGCCGCAAGAAGCGCCUGCGUUGCGACUCUUCUCACCCGUCAUGCAGGAAAUGCCUUCUUGCAGAAGCUGAAUGUCCAGGCUACGGCGACAAGAGACCGAUAGCGUGGCGAAGCCCACUAGUGCCGACGGACAAGGGCAUCGUCCGGAUCCGGGAUCCGGAAAAUGUGAAGAAACGCUCUGCCCCGGCCUCCGUCCUAGGCAUCGUAUGCCGAUCGCCAAGGACGGCCGGCUCCGAGAUGGAGCUCAAGAUAGCCACCGAUGCCAUGGAAUACUAUCUGGUGCCGUACUCGAUAAUACGCAGCCCGUACCAGGUGUCUCCGCCACAGGUUAUCGAACUGGCCGAGUAUCUGCGUAAUGCAUUCAUCUCUAUCGCGGCGCUGCACAGACACGUCAGCGGCGAGCCUUCCUUGGUUUUCAAGCUGUCACCUAGUAAUGAUGGCGGUGCGCAACCGGCCAUCCGCUCUCGUGCUAGGGCGGCUGCGACCACGCCAGAAGACUCCGAGCUCUCGAGACUGGUAGCAGCAGGCGAUUUCAAGAGCGUCUACUUCGCAACCCAAGCUGGUGCAUUGAAGGCCCUGGGUGAAGAACUGCGUACAUACCGGCCUGAUGAGCCGACAGACGCUUUUAGUCCGAGCAUCCUCGUCGGCAUCAUGGUGAUGCUCUCGUCCCAGUUCUCGGCAUACGCCCCCUGGCAAUUCCAUGUCGACGGAGCCUGGGGUCAGGUUCAAGCCCACGGCGGCUUCGAUGUCGUCGCCAGAAUGGAUGUUGAACUCUGUCGAUUGUUGCAGCACUUUGCCGUUUUUGACAUAUUCGGCAUGACCACCCACCGCUUCACAGCGGUGUCUGCCCAGACGGUCGUCCGUCGAGCUUCAUCGUACGCCUCGGUAUUCGAAAACUUCAAUGUGAAAGUCCGUAAUCCAUGGCAGCUGGUUCCAAACGAUUUAGCCAAGAUCUUGAUCCGGAUCAAUGUAGUCCGGGCCAACUACGCUUUGUCUUUGAAUGCAAAGUCUCGUUUAGAAGGACUCCACGACGUCCUGGACUUUCUCGACGGUUCUUGUCCAGAUGACUGGGCUGCCGAAACCCUGACAACUGCCGCAGUUUGGCUGAAGCCGAGUAGACUGAGUGAAGACCGACAAACCAAGGAUGCGUGGAGAGCUUUAAUGGCAGCAUAUCACAGCGCUGCCAUCUUGUAUGCCAUCAGCAGCCUCACAGUCUUUGGUGGCAAUUUGAUGAGUGAAGCUGCUUGGGGUCCGGCUUCCUUCCUUGAGAGGAGGAUGAAUGCAUACCGCGCAGUCCUCUCAUCUCUCCGCGUACUCUUCGACCAAAGGGCUCGGAGACAGCGGCAUGGCACGGUUGAUUCGCAGAGCCCCAUCGCAACCAGCGCAGGUCUGUUGCACAAGUUUGUCAUUUGGCCGAUGGUUAUUGCCGGUACCCAAUCCGCCCUGAUUCAUCACGACGAAAAUGCCACUAGGUUCCUGUGCUCAGGGAUGCAAGCGGUCGGUGAAGAACUGGGCACGGUGAGCAUGAUAGACGGUGCUCGUCUGGUCCAAAGAUUGCAUCACGCAAAAGAGCAUGGUCGCGACUUCUCGUCAUGGGACGACUUAUUCGACGGGGCACCCUUGUUUCUCAUGUGA
This is a messenger RNA of Colletotrichum spaethianum, 1662 nucleotides long. RefSeq lists its product as uncharacterized. Bases 1 to 1662 code for a protein of 553 amino acids. Gene Ontology annotation, molecular function: DNA-binding transcription factor activity, RNA polymerase II-specific; zinc ion binding. The transcript is spliced from 3 exons. Gene Ontology annotation, biological process: regulation of DNA-templated transcription. NCBI's taxonomy places the organism in Eukaryota, Fungi, Ascomycota, Sordariomycetes, Glomerellales, Glomerellaceae. The record is from RefSeq and is a predicted model, not a curated record.